AUGGGUUGCAAUUUCUCUGACGUUCAUCAACUUCCUUGGGAAAGCAUAUAGUUUAAGAGAUUCAAAGAUUCAAAGCUCAAUGAAUAUUUUAGCUAUAUAAGGAAAACUUUUAUCACAGAUUUGCUUUAGUUCUCGAGUUAGAUAUCAAAGGAUAGAUAAAAGUUGCUUAAAAAUUUGCAGAUGGAUGUGCUUGAUCUUCACUACGAGCAUCCUUAUAAUCCAGCAUUGUUUUACGCUUUGAAUACUUAUUGUGAUGGUAGCAUGGUUGAACAGUUAAACUUGAAGUUCUGUGACAUUAUGCCUUAUGCUGACUUAAAUGUCCUUAAAUUAAGUGAUGAAAUGAGAUCUUAUUGGAAGGAAUUCAGUUUAUUUGUAGGAUCAUUGUGCGAUAGAGAAAAAGACUUAGACUAAUUAGAUGAACAAUACACUUUUGUUUAUCAAGAUACACUUACAAUUAUCAAAUAGUUCCAUCCAAAUAUUAAUUUAGAUCCUUCGAGUGAUACGAUAUCAGCAGAUAAAUUGAUCAACUACAAUAUUUAUCAGCUGAGAUUGUGUAGAGACUGUAUAAAGCAUUGUUAUCAUUAGCUUAAUAGAGAUUUCAAGGGUCUGAAAGAUGCUAUUCAUGAAAUUCAAACUACUCCUAAGACUAUGAGGAGGAUCGCAACUGUUUGUAAAGUUGAUAAUCUAAGCUAGCCCUGGGAAUGCUAUACUAAGGUAGCAAGACUCAGGAAUCUUAACAUCAUUCCACAUAAAGAAAUCGAAUAUGAGAUUAUAAAUAAGCAAAUAUAUGCAGAGAAACAAAAGAAAUAGAAACUUAAAUACUUAAAAUUUAUCAAGAAGUAACAUAAUUUUGACAUCAAGGAAGGCCUUGAUCAGGAGGAAAUAGAGCUACUAAAAGAUAAGAUUGCUCUCACAAUGAGGAAACUUCCAUCAUUAAUAGGUAUAGAUAAUAUUGAUAAGAUGGCAAAGAGGAAGUUAUUAAAUGUAAAUAUGGAUAAAACUCCUUUCAAAAAUCAAAAGUCAAAAUAACAAAAUAACCUGAUAAAUCAAAGCGAGAUGAAAUUAGUUUAAUACGAUGUAGAUGAGACUAACAUUACAUAGGGCAAUAUGCUACAUGAUAAUACAAGAUUAAUUGAUAACAGCAGAAUGAACAUUAAUGAAAUAUCUCCAAACAAGGAUGGAUUUGAAGAUGUGAGCAUUAUUGACCAUUUAAAUUAUUCAAGACAAAAGACAAGAAGUGCUGGAGGGAAGUCUAAGAAAAGAUUGGCAAGGAAGCCUAUUGAUCUACCCUCAAUAAAUAUACUUCCAAUAGAUCUAAAACCUGUUUCCAUUAAGGAUGAUGCAUAUCUUUAUAACAUUGAUUUUGCUCCGAAUUCCUUCUAAAUGGCUUAGAGAAGAUAGAUUACUCCAAUCAAUUAGUAAAAAAUACAGUUGUUCGACUAAGAUUUCUAAGUAAAGAGGAGAGUCCACAAAGAUGACAAUGAUUUCUUAAAGAGAGAUUCCAUAUUGCUUCUCAACUAAAAUAAUGAUUAGCAAGCUAUUAAGAAUAGCACUUUCACUAACCUCGAUCCUAAUAUAAAUGAAGGCAAUAAUCAUUUCUUGCUUUGA
Stylonychia lemnae is the source of this 1608-nucleotide messenger RNA. NCBI's taxonomy places the organism in Eukaryota, Ciliophora, Spirotrichea, Sporadotrichida, Oxytrichidae. The record is from the annotation of a GenBank genome assembly.